This is a messenger RNA of Tetrahymena thermophila SB210, 342 nucleotides long. RefSeq names its product transmembrane protein, putative. The transcript has a single exon. NCBI's taxonomy places the organism in Eukaryota, Ciliophora, Oligohymenophorea, Hymenostomatida, Tetrahymenidae. The record is from RefSeq and is a predicted model, not a curated record.
AUGACAUAAAAGCGAAAUAACAAAGCUCAAAAUUAACAAAAUUAAAUUAUUUAUCAAAAACUGAAUACUUACUAAUCUGACAUUUCUUUUAGACACACAUAUUCAUAAUAACCACUAUAUACAUCCAUCCAUCCAUUCAUACAAAUAAACAUACAUCCAUACCUACCUACCUACAUAAAUUCAUAUAAAAACAAAUCAUAAGUGCUAGAAUAAUUUCCAACCUCUUAAAAUUACUGCUAUUAGCAACAACCUCUAUUUCUAAUUUUAAUUAAUAAAUUUGCAAUCUAUUUAUAAAUAUCCAUCCAAAUAAACUACUUUCUAACCAUUAACCUUCCAUAUUGA